This is a messenger RNA of Rotaria sordida, 1323 nucleotides long. The record is from the annotation of a GenBank genome assembly. Lineage: Eukaryota; Metazoa; Rotifera; Eurotatoria; Philodinida; Philodinidae.
AUGACAUCACAUAUUAUACCUUGUCCGCCGACAGGAAAUGGUCAUCGAAUAGUAUUAGCUGGUACAGAUUUGAUAUUUGAAAGUAUUGAUAACAUUUUUGUUUAUCCAUUACUCGAUAUUGAUCGAUUAAAACAAGCUAUUAGUCGUGCAUUAUCUAUUUGGCCAAUCUUAGCUGGUAGAGUGUUAAUCAAUGAAGAUCAAUAUCUUAUUGAAUUUUCUGAUCAACCAAUUCCAUUUACUUAUAUCGAGAACGAUCAACUUGAAUAUUGGCCUAAUCUACCUGUUGUUGUUGAUGAUAUGACAAUAUGUAAACCUUUUAUUGAUGUUGUACAAUACAAGCCAAUGGAUGAAUCUCUUCUUCGUAUUAAAGUUACUCGAUUACUUCGUAGUAAUGAAUAUGUACUCGGAACGAGUUUCUCUCAUUUAGUUGGUGAUGCUGCUUCAAAUAUUCAUUUUCUCAAUGAUCUUAGUCGAUUCUAUCAAGGUUUAGAACCUAUUCUACCUCGUCCUAUCUUUGAUAGAUAUUUGUGGACUAAAGAUGAUGCUGAUGUUUCUCUCUUGUCCAAUUUAAAACCAUAUCAAAAUGCUGACAAACGUGAGAUAAUUGCAACUAAUUUUGUUCGAGAUCAAACAACUACUGAUCAACUUAAUAUAUCAUUUUCUUCGAUACAACUUGCAAAAUUACAUAGUCUUGCUGAUGGUAAAGAUGAAGUAACAGUUCAUGAUGUGCUUAAUGCCUAUAUGAUUGUUACUAUGAAUAAAAAUUCAAUUGAAAUAUCAAAUGAAUACUUUCAACGUGCUUAUAUUCUUGUUAAUUAUCGAAAUUUAUUACAUUCAAUAGCUCUAACUGGUCAUGUAGCUAAUUCAUUUGUAAUUAUGCUAACUUCAGAUUUUCCAAAUCCAUUUUCUUUAAUUUCUAUUGCUAAAACAAUAAGACAAACAAUUAAUAAAUGUCGUAAUGAAGAUUUUCUUAUGAAAUGGAUACCAACAGCUGAUCUAAUGAUGAAACAAAUUAUUAAAGAUGAUAAAUUAAUUUGUGUAUGGGAUACAAAUGAAGUAGUAAUUAAUUCUAAUUUUAAAUAUGAUUGGUCAAAUCAAGUUGAUUUUGGUAUGAUAAAUCAAUGUCGAUUUCAUACAAUAACAUCUUUAAAAUCUUAUUUUCGUAUUUUUCAUUUAAAUCCUAUAAAAGAUCAAGAAGAUCAUUGGAUAAAAGAUAAUGAUGGUGCUGAAGUAUCUUUUCGUAUUCAAAAAGGUGAAAUGAAAAAUAAAUUUUUAGAAACAUAUCAACAAGAUAUCGAAACAAAUUUUAUCAAUGUCGAAUAA